UUCAAUAAGGCAGUCAGCAGCCUGUCAGAAAAGGGCAGAUGGAAGAGAAUGGUGCCACUGAUGGAUGGCUAACUCUAUUUUAGCAAACUCUAGAUCUCUACCAGGAGGUCUAAAAAAUGGAACCAGUGGAGAAAUGGCACAAAGACUUGCUCGUUCUCAAGCUUCUGGACAAAAAGUUGAACUCAAAGGAAAAUGGGACUACAGGCACUUCACCUGGCCCAAGCCCUCCACAAAUGCCCUUGUUGACAGUCAUCAGGAAAUGCUCUUGCCCAAACUUGGUUCUGAGCAGAAGUGAUCGACCAGACUACAAGCACAUAACCAUGACAUCUACCCCGAAGCUCCCUGUUCGAUCCCACAGGCCACUCUGUUUGUCUGUCUCAUCCGAUGGCAAUGGGAGAUAUGCAGCUUUGGAAUCCCAGGAUUUUAAAAGCAGCCUGAAAUCUCAGGUGGUCAAGGCUGACACCACCAGGGCUUCCAGCAGCACUGGUUCUCUGGAGAGAGCCUCUCUCUUUUGUGCUUCUGGAUCAAACACGUCUACAUCAAAUUUAUCGAGUUCCAAUGAAACGUUGGCUAAAACUAAAUCAUCCAGCAGGUUCUCAUUAUUUUCACCCCCUUGGAAUAGCAGCUCAGAAUCUGAUUCCAACCCGCCUUCAAGGUCUGGGUCCAAAAAACUCAAGAAUCACCGCCGCAAGUCCAUAAACAAAAUAGACAGUCCGAAAGAUUGCAAGCGGAGCAUUCCUGAGCAGCUGCAGUACUCUGAACCAGUCAUUGCCAAGGUAACCGAUUACAUUUAUGUAGGGAAUCUCAAUGCUGCCUACAGUGGACGUAUCCUGUGCAAGAACAAUAUAGACAGCAUUAUCGAUAUGAGCAACCUCCCUGGAGAGUUCAAUAUGUGUCUAAUUCCAUGUACCUGCUCCAGGAACGUUAAGCACAGCUGGUCUCGUCUCAAGGUCGACAUCAAUGACUUUUCAAAUGAUGAUGUUUUCCCUUUGAAACAACGAUGCUUUGAAGACAUUAAUGAGUGCAUCAAUGCAUCAACUGAGAAACAAAAACGUGUCCUGAUUCACUGCCGGGAUGGGUAUUCCCUGGCACCAACCUGUAUCAUACAGUACCUCAUGCAGAAGCAGAACAUGCAGCUCAUGACUGCAUAUGAAUUUGUGAAAGCCAAGUACCCACUCAAUAUCAAGGAAUGCCACCAGAAUCUCCUGGUAACUCUUGAGAAGUCAUUGAGGCCUGGGAACACAAACCCUGAGUGUUUUAAACAGGCACUGUCCCGAAAGAUGGCUUGGACUUAGUUUAAAGGCUUUCAUAGCCUAUACAAAUAAAUGCCUUAAGAUUUCCCUCAGUAUCUCCACCAGUUAAAAAUUAGAAACUGCCAGAAAAAGUUUACUUGGCUUGAAUAUGUUGUUUGAAAUACAAAACCAGGACAAACAAUUUUCUUCCUGAACCAUU
Messenger RNA from Carcharodon carcharias (great white shark), 1452 nucleotides. RefSeq lists its product as uncharacterized. Gene Ontology annotation, cellular component: cytoplasm. Gene Ontology annotation, molecular function: MAP kinase tyrosine/serine/threonine phosphatase activity; protein tyrosine/threonine phosphatase activity. The transcript has 5 exons. Bases 117 to 1295 code for a protein of 392 amino acids. Lineage: Eukaryota; Metazoa; Chordata; Chondrichthyes; Lamniformes; Lamnidae. The record is from RefSeq and is a predicted model, not a curated record. Gene Ontology annotation, biological process: negative regulation of MAPK cascade; protein dephosphorylation.